AUGUCCAUCAGUGUCAUUUUUGUUGCUGUCUUUAAGACUGAUGAUGAUAUUCAUUCUGGUUAUGUUGAAAAUCAUUUUGCUGAUGAUUAUUACCGGGAAACGGUGCCAGGAGGUAACGGCACAUGGUGGACGGCGUUGGCGUUGGCGGUAUUAACAGAACUACAUCAGCUAUCAUCUGAUUUCAAAAUUGCCUUUCAGUAUCUGCUCGGUUGGGGACUGUUGCUGUCAGUUUUGACAAUGCGAGCGAUUUUAAACCGUGUAAGGGAGCAGCUCGGAAUGGGACAAAAUAUUUUUGAUAAGGCUAUUAGUUCGGGUGAUUGGUAUUUUCGGGCAACAACUUAUCCAUAA
Molecule: messenger RNA, 348 nt
Organism: Loa loa (African eye worm)
Lineage: Eukaryota; Metazoa; Nematoda; Chromadorea; Rhabditida; Onchocercidae
Exons: 4
Coding region: 1-348 (115 amino acids)
Source: RefSeq, a predicted model, not a curated record